AUGAACUAUCUACUGGCCUUUCUCGCCGGCCAGGCCCUACAUGCCCUCAUCUUCUGUCGCGGAGAAUGGGAUGCUUAUGCGAGCGACAUCGUCGUCGGUGCCAUUUUACUGAACCUGGGUUCUACAGUCGUUCUACACACAACAUCUGCCGUCGACAGCUGGUGGGUGUCUUUCAGGAACUCUGCAACCCUCGAGCUCGCAACGGUGGCUGGCUUGUUCACCAGCAUGCUCGUCUACAGGGCCCUUUUCCAUGCCCUGUGUCGGUAUCCUGGGCCCUUUAUGGCGCGCUUGUCCAACUUUUAUCUUUUGUUUCUCUCCAAACGCUUGCAGCUUUAUCGUGAACUGCAGCAACUACAUGAGCGAUACGGCGAUAUUGUGCGACUAGGGCCCUCUACACUCUCCGUCACCAAACUGGAAGCUGUCCAGGCUAUUUAUGGCCCCAAGUCAAAAUGCCGCAAGGGUCCUUGGUAUGAGCACUCCAAACCGAUGAUGACUCUGCACACGACCAGAGACCCAGUCGCGCACGCGCAGCAGCGAAGAACCUGGGAGCGUGGACUCAGCUCAGCAGGAAUUCGAAACUAUAGGGAUUUCAUUGCACAGACUACGCAAAGUCUUGUCAAAAGAAUCGAGACCAGUCAAGGUCAAGUGUUUGACGCCGCUCAAUGGUUCAAGUUUUUCAGCUUCGAGGUCAUGGGCUGGAUGGCCUUUGGGCAAGCCUUUGAUUUGCUCGCUACGGGAAAAUCGACGUACUUUAUGAACCUCCUUGAUGAAAGUGCGACCAUCCUCGGCACCGUUGCGCACCUUCCGUGGCUUUUUCUCUUGAUGAAGAUGACUCCUGUGCUGAACGCGCCAUUGCUCACCUUUCGAAAAUGGCUACACGACCAGCUUGAAGUGCAGAUGGAAAAGCCGGCAGACUCCGUCUGCAGCCUCUUCUCAUCCAUUCUAGAGCACUUUCCGUGCUCGGCAGAGCUGACGGUGAAGCAGCGUCGGCUUCUAGAAGGCGACAUGUUUUUGAUCAUUGUCGCUGGAAGCGAGACCGUGGCUGUGACCCUGCAGAACCUCCUUUACGAGCUCUCGAUCAAUCCAGACGCCCAGAGGAAGCUGCAACAAGAGAUUGAUGCCGAUGUCGCCGGGGUCGACGAGUGCGACCCCGCACGCCUCGCCAGGCUGGGCUACCUCCAAGCAUGCAUUGACGAGACGCUGCGGCUCUGGCCCCCGGUCGCGUCCGGCACGCAGCGCAUAACACCGCCAGAAGGGCUGCAGGUGGGAGAUGUGCUCCUUCCAGGGAACAUGAUUGUGCAGGUUCCCGCAAUCGUAGUGCAUCGCAACAAGGAAGCAUUUCCUCGCCCAAACGAGUUUAUACCUGAACGCUGGACGACAAAACCAGAGCUCGUCGUGGAUCGAUCCGUCUUUUUCCCAUUCUCCGUCGGAAAAUACUCAUGCCCUGGGAGGCAGCUUGGCUUGCUGGAGCUGCGUCACGCUAUUGUCGAGAUCCUGAAACGCUAUACGGUUCAGCUGGCACCGGGCUUCACCAGCAGAGACUUUGAAGAUGGCAUCGUAGACCGCUUUUCUACGGAAGUGUCAAGGCUAGAUCUGACGUUUACAAAAAGAUGA
Messenger RNA from Beauveria bassiana ARSEF 2860, 1614 nucleotides. Its product is annotated as Cytochrome P450 CYP628A2. The transcript has 7 exons. The record is from RefSeq and is a predicted model, not a curated record. Gene Ontology annotation, molecular function: monooxygenase activity; heme binding; iron ion binding. Lineage: Eukaryota; Fungi; Ascomycota; Sordariomycetes; Hypocreales; Cordycipitaceae. The coding region runs from base 1 to 1614 and encodes 537 amino acids.